Molecule: messenger RNA, 1727 nt
Organism: Emiliania huxleyi CCMP1516
Lineage: Eukaryota; Haptophyta; Isochrysidales; Noelaerhabdaceae
Exons: 4
Coding region: 233-1426 (397 amino acids)
Source: RefSeq, a predicted model, not a curated record
CUCGCUCACUCUCCGGACGGACGGCAAGCUGUAUGCUUCGGGCGGCAUCGGCGACGAGGACGAGUGGGAGGACGAGGACGACGAGCCACGAGUCUUCGGCUCCUUCUCGCUCCAGCCGGCGGCCGAUGAUAGCCAUCCCGCGAGGGGCGCAGGCGAUGGCCCAGACGAGGGAGGUGCCGCCGUCGAGGUUCCCACCCUCCAGCAGCCCCGUGCUCCCGAGCAGCGCGAGAAGAUGGAGGAGGAGCUUCAUCGAGAGCGGGAAGCGCAAAAGAGGAGGGAAGAGGAGGGCAUCCGCUUGUGGGCGGAAGAGCGCCGGGCGGAAGACGAAAAGGCGCGGGCGAAGGCGCUGGUGGAGGCGAAGGCGCAGGCGGAGGCGGAAGGGAGGAAGCCAGCGACACGAGAGACUGGAGUGGUCCUGUCCGGCGGCGAGGACCCCGCGGCGAGGCCAGCCGUCGACGCGCUGCACAAGAUCUUUGUGGAGGUCAAGACGCCGCGCUUGUCGCCCGAGGAGGUGCAACUGCUGACCUCUCAGGGGCGGAUCGUCACGGGCGGCGCGGUUGUCCUCUUCGACGAGCACGCCCAGUUCGACGCGCCGCUGGCGCAGGCGGCAGAGCUGGAGCGGCAGGCCAACGACGCGGUCCGCCGCUUCUACGACGGCUUCGCCGAGCGGAAUGCGCGCGGCGAGUUGGCCAUCGCUCGGCUCGGGGACAAGCGGCUCCCCGGCUUCUCCGAGGACGGGACGCCGGAGGAGGGCGCGCUCGCCCCCGGCGCAUUUCCGUCGCUCGCCGUGUUCCGCUCGCCCUUCCAGAGACUCUCUCCCAGGCACUGCCAGUCGCUCGCCGCGCUGCACGAGUGCGCCCACAACGAGGCAGCGAUGCUCGAGCACUGCCGCGCAGAGUGCGCCGACAUCGAGCAGGGCGGCGCGGCGCUCUCCAAGCACGCGCUGCACUCGACCCUCACAAAGUCGCACGCGCAGGGCGGCGGCUCCUUCUUCUCCGAAGAGGACGUCGGCCACCUCUGCAACGUCAUCGACGUGGCGGCGACGAGCGAGGCGGCGUGGGCGCUCGUGCGGGCAGGCACGUCGGCGCCGCUGCAGCACCUCCUCCUCACGCGCGACGCUGGCGGCACGCUGGCCGUCAUCCUCUCGCUCGGCUGCGUCGGCAAGGACGGCAUCCACCUGCUGCAGCGGCACGGCUCGACCGUCUCGCACCAGAUGCCAAAGGGUCCGCCGACGCCCGGGGCCCCGCCGCCUUCGCUCGACAGGGCCGCGCUGCUGGAGGUGUCGCAGCGCAUCCGCGCCCAGAGCACCAGGAAGGGGGAUAAUGCCUUGGCGGAGCAACUCGAACGGGCCGCCGCGUCGCUGCCGCCGCCUGCCCGGCUUCGGCCGGCGGCAAGCUCACGAGGAGACGAGGUCGUCUACUCGUAACUCGAGUUGUGUAUUUGGCCGGGGAUUUUUUUCUCUCCGGCGCGGGAUACGUAACUUCGGGCCCGUGCGCCGUGCGGCCGUGCGAAAUCUCGCUGACGCUGUGUGCCACUUGCCACACCCCGCAGUGGCUCUGCCAAUCGGGACGAUGGGUUUGGCAAUGCCGGACCUGGGUCCUGGCAGACCUGCUCGACCGGACGCCGUAACGUCUAAUAAGAGGGAAGAGUGGGUCUCACAGAGCCGCCGCGUAGAGGGUUUGCCGAGCCCGAGGGUGGGGCAGGGGGAGUUCAUUCUAUCUACAUUC